GUGCGCGACGGAGGAGGCCGUCCUAGCGCAAGUGGUGGAGCAUGAGAGCGACAUGGACUCCGUGGAAGACCAGGCGUUUUGUGCCGUGGCAGUCCCCCCAGGCGAGUGUGGUACCGUUGGUGAAGUAGGUCUAGUGGGGGUUGUGGGACAAGGCCAGGCGGUGUACGUGGCCGACACAGCGGCCGUGCUCCAUGUUCCGAUGUACAGACAACUUCGUGAACUACCGUGAGCGUAGUGGUUGCGUGAAGGGGAUCGGAGGCGACAAGGCCCCCGUUCCUUUUUCAGGAUACGGAGAUGUGACCUUUGUCCUACAGACGGAAGAUGGUGGAGUACCUGUACCAAUACUAAAUGCUGCCCAUGUACCAGAGGCCCCCUACAACCUCCUCUCGCUGUCUUCGUUGGCGGAGGAGGGCCACACGUAUUCGGGGAUGAAGGGGGGCAUCACGCUGACCACGAAAGCCGGGGGGGAGGUGUGGUUCCCUCGGACUGGAAAGCUGCUGACCCAACGAGGCUAUCAAAUAAAGCCAACGCUACACACCGCCUGUGCCGCACUCAUUGUUCCUGGCGAUGCGAAAGCAGCCAACCCCACUGAACCCAACGAGUACCACCUCGCGCACGGCCAUGACCAUGAGACAUUGCUCAGGAUCACGGCGGAGCAGCAGGGAGUGCAGCUGACGGAUGGACCGCUGCUACCCUGUCUUGGCUGUUCGGUGUUCAAGGGACAGGGAGUGCAGCUGACGGAUGGACCGCUGCUACCCUGUCUUGGCUGUUCGGUGUUCAAGGGACAGGUGAAACCCGUCCAGAAGAGCACGAGCACACGCGCAGAUAAGAAGUUAUUUCGCGUGUAUCUCGACUUGGGGGGAAAGAUGAAAACCAGGAGCAUUGGUGACCACUGGUAUACACUGAUGAUCAGAGACGAUUUCUCCCGUUGGACGCGUGUUUUCUUCUUGAAACACAAGUCUGACGCAGCGGUUGGGUUUGAGAAGUUCCUGGUGGACUACCGAACGAAAGAGGUUCCGUGUGAGGUUUAUAUCACACGUACCGACGAUGGCGGCGAGUUCCAGGGGCAGUUUGCGGAAGUUUUCCGCAGACACGGCAUCAAACAAGAGUUCACCCCCCCUCACACCCCAAAAUACAACGAUGUAGCGGAGCGAGCGCUAGGGUUGAUCACUGAUGCCGCGCUUGCGUCACGCAUCCAAGCGACGCAACCGUUCCCCGACGCACCGAACCACCCUGGGUUGUGGGCCGAGGCCAUUUCGUGUGCAUGCCAUCAGCUGAACUGCACCGCCACUUAAAUCAAACGAGGGAGACAAAUCUGCCUACGAGAUGUUCCACGACUCCCCACCGCCUGUCGGGUCUACAUACCCGUUUCUCAAACCAGCCGUGUUCAAGUCGAGAAGAAAAACAAAGUCGCAACCCAAUGGCGAAAAAUGAUGGCACCUUGGUCCUGCCCAC
Ectocarpus sp. CCAP 1310/34 is the source of this 1455-nucleotide messenger RNA. The record is from the annotation of a GenBank genome assembly. Lineage: Eukaryota; Phaeophyceae; Ectocarpales; Ectocarpaceae.